Arachis stenosperma is the source of this 468-nucleotide messenger RNA. RefSeq names its product glutathione S-transferase T3-like. The transcript is spliced from 2 exons. Bases 1 to 468 code for a protein of 155 amino acids. NCBI's taxonomy places the organism in Eukaryota, Viridiplantae, Streptophyta, Magnoliopsida, Fabales, Fabaceae. The record is from RefSeq and is a predicted model, not a curated record.
AUGUUACUCCAACUUUCUUACCAUUUUGCCAACCCUCGUGGAUUAGAUGAUAUCGACCUCAAUGAUGAUGAUAUUGAAGAUCGGAGGCAAGAUAGUAUUCAACACUGGCAUUGGAAAGAGGAUGAGAUGCUGAUCAGUGCAUGGUUAAAUGUUUCAACUGACCCUAUAGUUGGUACCGAUCAAAAGGGGGAAACAUUUUGGAGUCGAAUUCAUAGCUAUUGUGUAAAAUUUUACUCCGACAUGACAAGGAGGGUAGUUGCAUAUAAGAAACGAUGGUAUACGAUCAACAAGGCUGUUGUACAAUUUUCUAGUUGCUACAAUCAAGCUAGUCGAAACAUAAGGAGUGGUUCGAAUGCUGAUGAUAUAAAGGAGUUGGCUUAUAGACUUUAUUCCACAAAUUAUGGUAAAAAAUUUACUUUUGAGAAGCAUCAGAACAUGCUUCGGUUGGAACAAAAAUGGAGAAGUUAA